Aspergillus affinis is the source of this 1764-nucleotide messenger RNA. Its product is annotated as putative siderochrome-iron transporter. The record is from RefSeq and is a predicted model, not a curated record. Gene Ontology annotation, molecular function: transmembrane transporter activity. The transcript is spliced from 3 exons. Gene Ontology annotation, biological process: transmembrane transport. Lineage: Eukaryota; Fungi; Ascomycota; Eurotiomycetes; Eurotiales; Aspergillaceae. The coding region runs from base 1 to 1764 and encodes 587 amino acids.
AUGGCUAAUCGUGCUUCACUUGAUCAUCGGCGAAAUUCCUUGGAUCCAUCACCGGACCAUGUGAACACAACUGCUACCACCGACCCCGAGAAAUACGGUUAUCCUGGCACAAAUGACAAAGGGGUCCAGGAAGGAACUCUCGACACUCCUGAGGAUGGGGCGAUUGGAGUCAACAAAGCUGAGGCUGCAGCGCUCGUCUGGAAUAGAAAUGCCCUGUGGGCAAUGUACGCCUGGAUUUGGGUAUGUUUCUUCAUGUUAGCAUUUCACUCCCAGAUAGGACUCCACGUACUCGUCAACGCAUAUGCGAAAUUCCAGACCGCGCCUGAAAUUUCAACUGCGGCAAUCCUGGCUACCGUGGUCGGGGGUGUGAUGAAACUUCCUAUUGCCAAAAUCUUGAACGUCUGGGGUCGAGCGGAGGGUAUGUUUAUCUUGGGUAUCAUUGUGCUGGCAUCCUGCACUGGACCAAGUGGCUUCGCGGCCGGGUAUGUGUUGUAUUGGGUGGGCUACAAUGCGAUCUACUUGAUCCUGGAUGUCUUCCUUGCUGAUACGUCUGGUCUUCGCAAUCGUGCCUUUGCCUUUGGAUUCUCGAAUACACCUUUCAUAUGCACUGCGUUCACGGGCCCCUUGGCCGCGCAGUCUUUCUUGUCCAUGUCAACAUGGCGCUGGGCGUAUGGUGCAUUCGCAAUCAUUUUCCCCUGCGUUCUCUUACCUCUCGGUGUCGCUUUCAAAUUCUAUGAAAUCAAAGCGAAGAAAAUGGGUAUUUACGUGCCUCAAAAUAGUGGCCGCACUUGGAUCCAAUCAGCUUUGCAUUACAUUCAUGAGUUCGACGUCAUCGGUGGACUCAUAUUAAUGGCAGCAUUCAUCCUCCUUCUUCUACCCUUCAGUUUGACCACCUACGGCCGAGCCCAAUAUAAAUCGGCCACCUUUAUCGCAAUGCUUGUUGUUGGCUUCUGUCUAUUCUUCAUGUUCAUUGCAUGGGAAAAGUUCUUCGCACGCAAGCAAUUCAUCCGUUAUGACCUCCUUAAACAGCGUACAGUCCUUGGAGCUUGCAUUCUUUCGGCAAUCUCGAAUAUGGGCUAUGCUAUUUGGGAUCUCUACUUCCUCAACUUCUGCAUGGUGGUAUACGACCUCAGCGUCUCACACGGUGGAUAUAUGAACCAAAUCUAUAACAUCGGAUCCUGCUUCUGGGCACCUCUAUUCGGAAUCUACAUCCGCCAAGCCAAGCACUUCAAAAAUGCAUGUCUCUACUUCGGCCUCCCCCUCAUGAUUCUUGGUUCGGGCCUAAUGAUUCAUUUCCGUGGCGAGCACGACAACAUCGGCUAUGUCGUUAUGUGUCAGAUCUUUAUCGCUUUUGCAGGGGGUACGAUAGUUAUUGGCCAGGAUAUGGCUGUCAUGGCUGCUGCCGACCACGACGGUGUUCCCAUGAUGCUGUCUAUUCUGGGACUCUUUGCGAGUUUGGGUGCUGCGGCUGGUAACGCAAUUUCUUCGGCCAUUUAUACCAAUGUCUUCCCGAGCAAGCUGAUCGAGGGUCUUCCGGUUUCGGCUCAAGCUGACUGGGCAGAUAUCUACGUUGGGGGCUAUCUUGCACAAAUGAAAUAUCCAAUGGGAGAGCAGAUACGAACCGCUAUCAACGAUGCUUGGGGUGAUAGUCAGAAGUACAGCUGUAUUGCUACGACGGCAGUGCUGGUCCUCGGCUUCCCGUGCAUUAUGGUCUGGAAGAACUUGAGUGUGGACCAGAAGCAGAAUAAGGGAACUAUGCUUUAA